Schistosoma margrebowiei is the source of this 2430-nucleotide messenger RNA. The record is from the annotation of a GenBank genome assembly. NCBI's taxonomy places the organism in Eukaryota, Metazoa, Platyhelminthes, Trematoda, Strigeidida, Schistosomatidae.
UAUUUUCAAAAGUGACGCUUUCGUAUGUCUUUCCUGUCACAUGUGACUAUAGAACUUUCAUAAUAUGUUGAACUGUUUCUUUUUCAAAGCAUAUAGUCCAUUCACGAUUUGAUUAUAUAAAACCAAAAAAAAAUAUUUUUUUAAAAAAAAUCGAAAACUGAAAUUUGGGGAAUUUUCGUCUACGGUUUAUUUUUUCUUUAUACAAUAAAUUAUUUGAAUAAAUUAAAAUACAAUGGAUAACUUAAACGGAUCAAUUGAAAAUACAACAAUAAAUAUUACAGAUGAUAUUGAUUUACCUAGUCUACGUGUACCUGAUAUGAAACGUAUUAAAAAUGCACGUAAAGAACGUGCAAAUCAAUUGAAAGAAUGGCAAAUUUAUGAUAAAAAAAUGCAAAAAGAAUCAGAAAAAUUACAAAAAAAAGGAUUAUCUCCAUUAAAUGAUAGAAGACAUUAUAAUUCUAAUCGAGUUGUAAAAUUUCCUCAAAGUUUAAUAUUUUUAGAAGCUGCUGCACGAGGAGAUCUAGAUGAAGUUCGUGAAUUACUUAGCAGUGGAGUCUGUCCAGAUGUAGCCAACGAAGAUGGAUUAACAGCAUUACAUCAGUGUUGUAUUGAUAACAAUUUGGAAAUGUGCCGGUUACUUCUUCGUUAUGGAGCAAACCCUAAUUCUCGUGACACAGAACUAUGGACUCCAUUACAUGCGUCAGCUACAUGUCAUCAUACAGAGAUGUGUAAAAUUCUAAUUGAUCACGGUGCAGAUCUAUUAGCUAUGAAUGUUGAUGGUAAUAUGCCUUAUGAAUGUUGUAUGCCCGGACCAACACUGAAUUUAGUAGAAACCGAAAUGGAUAAAAGAGGCAUAACUCAAGAAGAAAUAGAUGAUUGGCAUCGGGUGCCAGAAUGUGAAAUGCUUGCAGAUAUGGAAGCCUUAUACAAAGCUGGUGCAGACCUUGAUCGACUAGAUGCACAAGGAGCAUCUAUGUUACACAUUGCAGCUGCUAGUGGCUUUGAAGAAGUUGUUUUGUUUUUGUUAAAACGUGGAGCAAAAAUUGAUCUUCUUGAUAAAGAUGGUUGGCAAGCAAUACAUAUUGCAGCUUGUUGGUGUCAAUUAGAAAUUGUUGAAUUACUUGUAAAUUUCGGUGCAGAUAUAUUAGCUGAAACUAAAAAUGGUGAGACAGUAUUUGAUAUAUGUGAAGAUAUUGAAAUGCAUACGCGUCUAAUUGAAAUUAAACAAGAAGUAGAAAGAAAAAAAUCUCAACAACAAGAUUUACUUAAUAAACCUGGUAAACCACGUGAAUUAGUACGUCGACGUAGUAGUACAAAUCCAAGAAGAUGUUUUGUGGAGAUUUUAGCGAUUUCAAUAGUUGAAAUCGUGAGUCAAUUGAAAAUAGACCACCAUGAAAAAUCUGGAAGCACUGGACGUCCGUUUCAUCCUAGUGUGGGACUCCUCAGCAGUGAGAAUCCACGAUCCACCUCCCUAUGCGAGAUUUAAACACAGGGCAAUUAUAUCCAUCAUAAUUGUGUUAAUUGAAAAAAAAUUCAAAUACUGUGGAAUCUGUAAGUAGAAACAAACAACUGUUUUGUAUUCCCUUAUUUCCAAUGAGUCUCUAACUGUUGAUAAUCAUAUUAAUAAAACUUAUAUAUAUAUAAAUAUUAUUACAUAAAAUUGACCUCAAUAACACCAAACAAAUUAUGAACAGAUUAUUUUAUUUACCGAUUAUGUCUUUCAUGUAAAUAUAUACUAUGUAUUGAUUAACUUAAUCCCCUUUAAUGAUGUAUACAUUAGUGUAAGUUAUGAAAAUAAGAUGCAUUAAUUUUCUUUCAAUAGAAUUCAAAUGAAUCUCAUCAUGACACAAUAGUUAUUUUAAUGAAAAUUAUAUCAGUCUUAAUAUUCAACGUUUUCUUUAUAAAAUCUAUAUAGCCCUAUGUUGUACUUAAUCUGGAAAAUUAAAAGUUGACAUAACAAUUUGUUCUUUUCAUCUUGAUUCGAAAUGAAAGAUGGAUGAUAGGUAGAAGUGGAAUCCAGGACGCGCGUCUCAUCCUAUUUAGGACACGUCAGCUUGAUGUACAAGCAGAUGGCCAUCGGGACUCAGUAGCUAAAUGGAUAGUGCGAUGGUGUUUGGAGCGAACGGUACUUCAUUCAUGUCAUGGAGUAAACAUUAACUCUGGAAUGAACGUACGUUCAGCUGACGAGUCCCAAAUAGGACAAAAUGCUCAUCCUGCUGGUCACUAUCCGUCUUCGCUCAUAAAGUUUGUGACAUAAGGCAAUAUCGAGGCAAUCCGCACAUGGUGCAAAUAUGACAACAACAGAUUGAUCAAUUUCAGUACUAAAUAACAACGGGAAGAUGCAAACAAAAGAACCAAGUCAAUUUCAAAUGAUAUUGAUAGAUGAAUAUAUUGUUUGCUGUAUUGUAACCAAUGUUAUCUAAAAUUAAC